UCCGGGUCGUUCAUCAGAAAGGUGAAUGAGCGAGCCGGUGAAACGUCAGGCUUGCGCCAGAGACGGAGCUGCUCGUCUCAUGUUGAAACACCGCGGGGUCGUUUACAGGCUGCGAACUUCGUGUCGUGGCCCAGCUGGACAGCUCGCAGACAAAGAAAGCUACUUAUCCGCCGUGGACACCGCCAGUGCCCUGGCAACCUGUCAGUGUCAGGAUGGCUGUCAAUAAAUCCAAAGUCUCAGUCGGAUUCAUAGUCGUAGGAGUCCUGGCUGCGUUUUUCGGGACCGUUCUGGUUUUUGUGGGGCCAGUAGUCAUCAAUGACCAGGUAGUAAAGAACACCAUCAUUGAUCCAAAGAAUGACCUCUCCUACACCAUGUGGAAGGACCUCCCUGUGCCCUUCUUCAUGUCCAUCUACUUUUUUCAUGUCCUCAACCCUGAGGAGAUCCUGAACGGAGAAAAGCCCAUGGUGGAGCAGAGAGGACCGUAUGUGUACAGAAAGCAGUGUCGGAAGGAAAACAUCACUUUUCACCCCAACAACACCGUGUCCUACAGAGAAUACCGCAGAUACUUCUUUGACCGCUCCAUGUCUGUUGGGAAUGAGUCUGACGUCGUCACCAUUCCCAACAUGUUGGUGCUGGGCGCAGCGGUGAUGCUGGAGGACCUGCCCUAUGCCGUGCGGCUGUUGAUCAGCGCCACCUUCAAGACGUUCAAGGAAGGUCCUUUCCUGACCAAGACGGUGGAAGAGCUGAUGUGGGGCUACGACAGCAAACUGGUCGAGUUCCUCAACAAGUACCUGCCGGGCAUGCUGCCGUCCACAGGAAAGUUUGGCCUUUUUGCACAGUUUAAUAACUCCAAUACUGGUCUAUUCACCAUCCACACCGGGAGAGAUGACAUCAGAAACGUCCACAAGGUCGACUCCUGGAAUGGCCUCACUGAGCUGAGCUACUGGAGGACACCUCAGUGUAACAUGAUCAAUGGAACAGCUGGGCAGCUGUGGCCUCCUUUUAUGACAAAAGAGACCACUCUACCUUUCUACAGCCCAGACGCCUGCAGAUCUCUGGAGCUUGUGUAUCAGCGAUCAGGCGUGAUGAACGGCAUCCCUCUGUAUCGAUAUGUCGCUCCUAAGACCAUGUUCGCGAAUGGGACGGAUUAUCCUCCAAAUGAAGGCUUCUGCCCCUGCAGGCAGUCUGGACUGCUCAACGUCAGUAGCUGCCGCUACAACUCUCCAGUCUUCAUCUCUCAUCCUCACUUCUUUAAUGCUGAUCCUGUGCUGCUGGACUACGUGCUGGGUCUUCACCCCACUGAGGAGGAGCACGGCCUUUUCAUUGACAUUCACCCUCUCACAGGUGUCCCUCUGAAUGUGUCCAUACGCCUCCAGCUUAACCUCUACAUGAAGAGAGUAUCAGGAAUUACAGAAACUGGAAAGAUUUCUGAGGUGGUGAUGCCCCUGCUGUGGUUUGAGGAGAACGGAUACAUUGAUGGACCGAUCCUCACUACAUUCCACACUAACCUGGUUAUUCUCCCUGCUGUCAUGGAGUACAUACAGUACAUCUUCAUAGCCCUCGGCCUGCUCACCACCAUAGUGGCCGUCCUGGUGUACUACAAAGUCAAAAGAAAGACGUGCGAAGGAGACGUCUUACCGAGGACAAACACGAGCACUUCAACUCAUGAACAAACCCCUCUGCUUCAAGACAAGCAACGCUGACAUACUCCCUCCUCAAAAAAAAAAAAAAAAUGUACUGACCCAGCUGCUCAGAAUAUGGAACAAGAUGCACAACGCCAUAUUACACCAGAAGGUUUACAAAACACUCAGCCAAAGAUGGUCUCUGACCUCUUAAGCUGUUUUAAAUAUGCAGAUUUCCCACAGCUAAAAUCAGCUAUUUUAUUUUCUUAUCAUUUCAUCAUCACCGACAGCAGUGGAGAGAAACUGCAGUGAUUUUAGUUGGGAUUUAGAAAAAAGCUUUAGCUUUGACUACAAGGGAGCUAAUUAACAUUUUUUUAGCCAGAUGUUUUGUAUUUUAACCACAAAUGUGCCUUCAUCAUGGGAAUUUAUUGAGUGCAGUUGAUCUCCUGUGCUGUUGCGUUCUGUUUACACUGAGGAAUCUGGAGAUGAAACUGAGCUCGUUUUUAACCAUCAGCACAGUUUUGCACAUACAGCCGUGACAAUCAUCGAGUGGAGCAGAGGAGACGCACUCCUUGUUAUGUACUACUGUCUUCUGUUGGAGUUUAAAUGUAUAUGUUCGGGACAAUGCAGAUAACGCUGUUUGAUGUCUGGCACACGUUUAUUGUGUUUAAAUAAUAAUAAAAAAAAAGAAUAAAAGAGUAUGAAAUAAGAGUAAUAGAAAUGUACUGAUGUUUGACAUCAGUUCAGACUAAAGUUCUCAGAGAUCUUCAGUCUCUCUCUACCUUCUCAUUUUCAGUUGAUGUUAAUUUGUACUGUCUUUUUUCAUUGUGGAAGGAAUAAAUGUGAAUAAAUCACCUGAAUAAAGAUUUUGAAGAAUUUGU
Poeciliopsis prolifica (blackstripe livebearer) is the source of this 2503-nucleotide messenger RNA. It is a transcript of the gene scarb1, whose product is annotated as scavenger receptor class B, member 1. Gene Ontology annotation, biological process: recognition of apoptotic cell; plasma lipoprotein particle clearance; cholesterol efflux. Gene Ontology annotation, molecular function: low-density lipoprotein particle binding; scavenger receptor activity; lipid binding. Gene Ontology annotation, cellular component: caveola; cytoplasm. The transcript has 12 exons. Lineage: Eukaryota; Metazoa; Chordata; Actinopteri; Cyprinodontiformes; Poeciliidae. The record is from RefSeq and is a predicted model, not a curated record. Bases 213 to 1703 code for a protein of 496 amino acids.